Molecule: messenger RNA, 894 nt
Organism: Pelobates cultripes (western spadefoot toad)
Lineage: Eukaryota; Metazoa; Chordata; Amphibia; Anura; Pelobatidae
Source: the annotation of a GenBank genome assembly
AUGGAGAAUGAAUAUAAUGCAAGAAGCUUAGCUACACUCUAUAUGUGGAUGCCUAGAAACCUACGGGACAAAUCCCAAGAUUUCUUACCCCUAACUAAGUUCACCAUUCAAGUAUGGGACCAAUUCCACAGGUCACAAACAGCUAGCAAUAAAUUUCUAAAGUGGGCACCCAUAGGGGCGCUACAUUCUAUCUCUCCAUGGCUAUCGUUCGCGAAAUGGUCAGAAAAGGGAAUCACCCAUAUCGACACUCUGUGUUCACAAGGGGAAGUGAUUCCGUUCCCAGAAUUACAAGUAGCACACGACCUCCCACCAUCCUUCAUCUUUCCAUACAUGCAACUUAAGAGCAUAAUCAAAGAGAGGGUUCUGCUCGCACCACAACUGGCAGAUCACUCUAGUAAAGAGAGAUUGGCGCUGUAUGAUAGAUGCCGUAAGGCCCCAGUCAAGGCCCGCUCACUUUCUCUCAGUUAUGCAGCCCUAAGACACAAUUCCAUGAUGCCUGAAUUCUCCUUUAUAGCACAGUGGAAUAGGGAACAAACCACACGCUUUACUAAAGAUCAGUGGUUGAGAUCAAUAUUAGCGCUAAAAGGUAUUACAUCCUGCUAUUCACAUGUACUCAGGGGUAAGAUCACACCUGAGAUAGGUCUGUUUCUUCUACUACCUACAAUCACCCCAUUCCAGGACAAACAACUAAUAAUUCUGGUAAUCAUGGCAGCGCGUAACCUUCUAGCAUAUUAUUGGAAGCGGAAAGACAGUCCGUCCUCACAGACACUACAUAGUAAAAUCCGGCAAUACCUUAGACAUGAGCAAUUAUCCACAACUACGACUAAACAUGGGAAGGCCACACAAAAUAACUGGCAGAAGUGGAUAGCCUAUGACCCAAUGUUAGUACCAUAA